Molecule: messenger RNA, 1351 nt
Organism: Ziziphus jujuba (common jujube)
Lineage: Eukaryota; Viridiplantae; Streptophyta; Magnoliopsida; Rosales; Rhamnaceae
Product: protein SRC2
Exons: 1
Coding region: 207-1130 (307 amino acids)
Biological process (GO): defense response
Source: RefSeq, a predicted model, not a curated record
AAAUAAUAAAAUAAUAAAAAAAAAAACUGAAAAAAAAAAAAAAAAGAGAGAGAAAGAGAAGUUGCAGAGUGGGCAGAGAAGAACUCAGACGAGAGGGGAGAGGGGGGGUUUUGUAACCUCCAUUCCAUCCAUCAAUCAGAGUCUUUCUCUUUCUCUCUCUCUGUCUAUGACAGGUAAAAUAUAAAUUAUUGGUGAAAAAGGUGGGCAUGGAAUCAUCGAGCUCGAGCUGCUGCUGCAUAGAAAUGAAGGUGAUAUCGUGCAAGGAUCUGAAAGCCUUCAACUUCUUCCAGAAACUGUCAGUGUACGCGGUGGUUUGUAUCGCAAGCGACGAUCCGAGCAAGAAGAUGGUCCAGCAAAAAAAGGAAGACCAGGUGCAGAGGACUCCAACGGACACCCAAGGAGAUGGAAAUCCCGAAUGGAACCACCAACUGCGCUUCGAUUUGAAAUUGAACAGCGAUGAGGACCAUCUGUUUCUCCACUUCAAUCUGCGCCACGCGGGGAUCGUAUUCGGAUUGGGGGGAGACCGAACCAUCGGAGAGGUCCGAAUACCCUUGAAGGAUCUCCUGGAAGAUGCUUCUUCCAACGGUGUGGUUAGGUUCGUCAGCUAUCAGGUCCGGACUAGCGACGGCAAGCCAAACGGGGUGUUGAACUUGUCCUACAAGUUGAUUGGAUGUGGAUUUGGGAUUGGGAACCAAAACCCAAACCCAAACCCAAACUAUGCAGCAGGAAGCACCAUUUCUGGGUUUCCAUCAUCAAAUUCAAAUAGGAUUCAAUAUCCAACAGUUGAAGUAGAACCUGUAUCCAUCCCACUCCCCCUGAUGACGAUGGAUCAGAAACCCCAGCCCCAGCCCCAGGAAUGCUACUGGCCCAUUCAACCACAACCACAGCCAAUUCAUUUUUGGUCUCAUUCGUCGUAUCCCCUGUUUCAUGGUCAUGAUCCUCAUGAUGAUGAUGAGACCUAUUACCACUCUCCUCCUCCUCCGCCUCUGCCGCCGCCACAUCAUCAUCAUCAUCAUCACUACAUGACGGCGACCCCCGAGAGUUUUGUAUACGGUGAAAGGGAAGGAAUUGGAACUGCUGGAUUGAAGGAUGGUGAUGGGAUUCAAGGCAAUGCAUAUUUGUGGAAUUAAUGGGGGCAUAGCAUAUUAGCAUGGCAGGUCAGAAUCAGAUAUAUAUAUAUAUAUAUAUAUAUAUAACCAAUCAUUCCUUGGAGGACUGAGCUUGCUUUGAAUAUGCUUUUCUCCAUGGCUACAACUUGUAUCAAUCAAUUACAGUAGCAUUUGUGCCUAUCUUGCAGCAAGAAGUGAAAGAUGGUUUUUCUUGUUUCUCCGUAUAAAAUUAAUUUGUGCUU